AUGGUGAUGGCCUCCCCGUUCACCAGUAGCCCCGUGACCAUCCCCACCACAGCUCCGCCAGGCUUCCUGGGUGGCUGGCUGAACCGGAUCCCAUUACCCAAAUGGGCACUCAUCGCUGUGGUUGUGGCAGUCGGAGUUCUUCUCCUCCUCUUCCUCAUCUGCAUUGUCAGGUGCUGCUGUCACAAGAAGAAGCCCAAGAAGAAGGAGAGAGUCAGCAUGCCUGCUGUCAGCAGCUCCACCACAACCAGCCUCGUCCAGCCCGAGAUGGAGGACGUGGAGCAGGGCACAGAGCAGACGGGGCGAGGAAAGCUGCAGUACUCCCUAGAGUACAACUUCCGUGCGCAGGAGCUGAAAGUUGGAGUGAAGCAGGCAGCCGAGCUGAAGGCCAUGGACAGCGGAGGCACAUCUGAUCCAUAUGUGAUCGUCUACCUAACGUCUGAUACAAAGAAGAGGUACGAGACCAAGGUUUACCGCAAGACCCUGAACCCGGUCUUCAAUGAGAGCUUCACUUUCCAGGUACCCCAGGCGGAGGUGCCUGAGUCCACGCUGGUGAUGCAGAUCUACGACUUCAACCGCUUUUCCAAGCAUGACAUCAUCGGUGAGGUCCAGCUGCCCCUGGCCAGUGUCAGCCUGCAGCAUGUCAUCGAGCAGUGGAGCGACCUGGCAGCGGCCGGUAAAGUGGAGGAAGAGCAGCUGGGCGAGAUCUGCUUCUCGCUGCGCUACGUCCCCAGCACCGGCAAGCUGACUGUGCUCAUCCUGGAAGCCAAGAAACUGAAGCGGAUGAACUCCCAUGGGCUCUCAGAUCCUUUUGUCAAGGUGCAUCUCAUCCUGAACAGGAAGAAAUGGAAGAAGAAAAUGACAAGUGUGAAGAAAAACACCUUAAGACCUUACUUCAAUGAGGUGUUUGUUUUUGAGGUGCCUUUCAAUCAGAUCAAGAACGUGGACGUGGUCAUCUCCGUCUGGGAUCACGACAAAGUGACCAAGAAUGAGCCCAUCGGCAAACUCCUCCUGGGCUGCCGAGCCACGGGCAACCAGCUGCGGCACUGGUCCGACAUGCUGUCCAACCCACGCCGGCCCCUCACCCAGUGGCACAGCCUGCAGCCCCCAGAUGUGGUCGACAAAGCCCUGGGGCUAAAGUCCCACCUCAAGUUGCCCCUGCCCCCCAGAUAG
This is a messenger RNA of Haliaeetus leucocephalus (bald eagle), 1170 nucleotides long. It is a transcript of the gene SYT8, whose product is annotated as synaptotagmin VIII. The transcript is spliced from 8 exons. Gene Ontology annotation, cellular component: synaptic vesicle membrane; axon; dense core granule. NCBI's taxonomy places the organism in Eukaryota, Metazoa, Chordata, Aves, Accipitriformes, Accipitridae. Bases 1 to 1170 code for a protein of 389 amino acids. Gene Ontology annotation, molecular function: clathrin binding; phosphatidylserine binding; calcium ion binding. Gene Ontology annotation, biological process: regulation of dopamine secretion; calcium ion-regulated exocytosis of neurotransmitter; regulation of calcium ion-dependent exocytosis. The record is from RefSeq and is a predicted model, not a curated record.